CAACUUGCUCUCCGAUUUUGCACACCUUUAGCCUUUAGAUACCUGCCUCCAGGUGGAGCCAAGGUUGAAUGCGGAAGAAAACAAACAUUAUUAUUCUUAAAAAUGGCGUCGCACGUCUCUGCGUAUUCUGCUGCCAGUUCAGCGCUGUAUCAAAGUACAAUCGCUAGUACUGGAAUUCAGAGAGAAACUUUUGGGGACCGCCUGACUCAGACGAGAUAUUGGCUGUACAACCCUGAGGAUGGUACUGUAAUGGGAAGGACGCCCGUUGAUUGGGGUAAACUAUUCAGAUAACUUACUUAAAUAAAAGUGGAUCAACGACUUACUACUUAAUCUUACUUUUACACUUAUUAACUUAAUUUGAAACUUUAUUUAAGUGUACGUUCCGAUUGACGGAGUCUGAGUUAGUGAGAUGGGCGUACUAGUUGUCAUGUCUACUGGUUUCUACUGAGUCUGAAUGAAUCGCUCAUUCAUCAUGAUUGCCCAUUAUUCACAGUUCAGUUCACUGUAAUGGCCGGUACGCACUUGGAUUAGACUCUAACUAAUCUAACGCUAAGCGGGAGGGGGGGGGGAAGGGGGUGUUAAAAAGGGACAGCACAUCAUUUAUGGAUGGUCUCUUCUUAGCCUCAACAUAUAAUAAUAUUAUAUAAAUUGUAAGGCUUAUUAAAAGUUAUUAAUUUUAUGGCUUACCAAACUAUAAUAAGGGGGAGAGAUAUUGCUGUCCUCUCAGAUUCUAUAACUGCUACAGCUACUAAGCCUGUGUGUUUUUUUAGUUUUGUUUUUUCAUUUGUUUGUUCACUCAUGAAGGCCUCUUGCCAAUAAUGGCCAUUAAUAAAUUACGUUAAUUGUUUUGUUGGGUUCUCUUAUUCAGGUUUUCACACACUUUGUUUCGCUCUCAUUUCCACUAAGUAUUAAAAAAAAAGAAGAGACUAGAUGAUUGCAUUAUAGAAAUUAUACUAAUACUAUAUUACUUUCAUGGUUGAUUAUUGAUAUUUUAAAAAUUUAAAUAAUUUUUAAUGUGGAAUAUUUACUUCAUAUUCCCAGUCAUUUACAUUAUCUGCAUCAUUGUGUUCCUGUUGGCAUUGCUUGGAUUCUCAGCUGUAUUUUGUGGAAUUUUCUACUGGGUUAUAGACUGGAAUUAUCCAACUCUUCAGGGAGGUAGCAGCAUUUUACAGGUAGGCCAGUGACUAACAUCAUUUACUGUAAUACUUUUGUAAAAUUGUAAUUUUAAAUUAAUAAAAUUUUCUUCAUUUGCAGCAGUGCUAGCAGGUUCACCUUCAGGCAUCACUGGAUAAAAAAAUAAUACAUUUUUUAUCAAUUGCAGCUGGAUCACUAUCAGUCACCACAGGACACAAAAACAUGCUAUACAUUAUUUCAAAAUGGAGAGAAAGUUAAUAUUGCUAAAGCCACCAUCUACAACAAUACCUCACAAAGUAUUGUUUUUACUAUCUAUUCUGUUGAGCAUGCUCAUAGUCUAUUCUGAUUAAAUUUUUUUUUUAAAAUUGAAAAUAAAAUUCUAUGGGUAAAAGAUAUAUUAUAUAUUAUAAUAUAUGUUGUUAAAAAUCUCAUUAAAUCUGUUUUCCGGUUGAAUCACUCCACAACAAAUAAAGUCACCUGCAUUUAGUCCUGGUAAUGAAAUCAUCCCAAUCUCUUAAAUAAUGAAGACUUUCUUAUCAACUAGUCUUUAUGUGGAAAUCAAUGUAAUUUCUAAUAGAACAUAUUUAAAAGUAAUACAGAGGUCUCAGUUCAGUUAAUUUCCCAUAAAAAUUUGUGCCAUUGUUAUGUUCAUGUUUUUGGUCAUUGUUUGUAGCAUCAACCAUUUACAGUGAAAGGAUGAUUCUUUCUCGCACAUCACUGAUUCUUUAUGUCAGUACAGAGUAAGUUUUCUACUUUAUUUAAAUGAGUGUCUCUGCAUUUUAAAGUCUGCUAUGUGUAGUUUGUAGCAUCUUUGUUUUUUUUCUCUCUAUAAUUAUUUUCAUCACCAGUACAUAGGUUAAAAUUACUAACAUUAAUUUGAUUAAACACUCUGAGAUUUAUCUCUUUGUAUUGUGUCCAAUCUCAAUUUUCUGGCUCCAAGAUUAAUUUUUUAGUAAAAACAUCAUGUUGAUUCAGCCCUUUAUGUUUAUCUUGAAAAAUACAAAGAGUGGAACAGUUUUUUUUUCAUUUACAACGAAUAACCUAUUUUGGUAUCAAAGUCAAAGUUCUGGUUUAAAAGAUUUGAAGAAUGUGCUCUCCGAACAAGUCAAUGAAAUUUAUUUCACAACUCCAUAUGAUCAAAAUUAAAAAAGAAAUGACUAUUAAGUUUGUAAAUAAUAACUUUUAAGGCACUCAACUUAAGUCUAUUCUACCUAUUUAAAAUUGAAGCAAAAUUCAUAUUUUAGGUCAUAAUAUCUUUCUGAUCGUUCAAAAUAUUCAUUGUAAAACCUUUUAAAAUAUACCAUACUUAAAAUUCAUAUUUUUUUAGUUUAAAUUUUUUCUAUUAACUAUUCUAUUAACAUUAAAUUCACAUUCAUUUCAUUUGAUCUUUCAUCAAAUAUAACUAGUAUAACAACUUGCAAUUAUGCAUUUGUGUGUUUGUAGUUAUCAAUAUUUCCAAUUAGUCCACUAAUAAUAUUAUAUAAUAUAUAAUUAUUAUAUUUCACGCCCAUACGAAAUGAAAUGGGUCAUCAUUUAUUGUUAUCAUGUAACUCAAAAGAUGUAAAGUUGUAUGUAGUUGUGUAAUUGAAACAAAUUGUCAUAGUGUACAUGUCCUAAGCCCCAUUUACAUAUCUUAGUAGUUUGAAUCCUAUAAGCUCUCUAUGAAUUCUACCUUAUCAAUCUACUUGUCAGCUAGAAUGUGCUAAUUAGUGUGUAUUGUUUUUUUGAUUUCUGAACUUAACAAUUUAAACUUUAAGAUCUUCAAUGUCAGUAUUUUUGUGUAAAUUUGUUUAAUUUUAAUAUAUUUUAUGCUUUUUUUUAGAGCUUGCUUACCUUUCAGUUUUUAAUAUGUUUUGCCACUGUUGUUAUAUUGAUAAUAUUCUUUUGAUCAAAAUAUAGCUAUAAAACUUGUAACAUAACACCUAUAUUGUUCAUUUUGAAGAAUUUCUUUCAGUUUUAACUAUUUAACUCAAAUUUGUAGAACUUUUUGUGUCUUUAGCGCUUUUCAACAUUUCAAGCAUUUUGUUUAAGCUACACAUUUCAUAUUAUGGAUUUGAUUAGACGCCAUAACUGCUGUGCAUUCCAAUAUUUUCCCAUUCAUUACCCUUAACAACUUGUCAGUAAGUCUUUUUUUAAAGCUUAAGUAGACCAUACUAUAUGUGCUUAGUAAACAUGCAAAGAAAAACCACUUCAUACAAUUUUUGGUAAGUUACUGCUGUCUUAGUAGCACAGACUUUCUCAUUAAGUCAGAAAAGAUAAAGCAUCUUGUAUACUUCACAUUGCACUAGCAAGUAACGAUGCAGUGAUUGGUGCCCAUCUCCCACAAGCUCUUAUUUAGAAUUUGUAAAUAAUUGUAAAAUUAUGUGCAUGAUUUUUUAAUAUAUAAAUAUAUACAUAAACAUUAGGUGAAUAAAAUAAUUUCAUGUUUCGUUUCAUUUCAUGUGAAUAAGCUGCUACUUGUAACAUAAGGACAAUAUCUAUAUUUAUUUUUUGUUAUAUAGGUUAACUAUUUGGACAUUUAUUGAAAUAAUCACUUCUCUCUAAAUUAUAAUACAAGCCACUGAAGUUUCAAAAGUAAAGAACUAGUACCUAGAAUAUUGUUUGAUUAUUUACUUAAUAAUAAGUGUUUAGGAAAAUCUUGACACUAUAUUGUUAUUGUGGACAGACGCCUGGCAUGUCCUUCCGGCCUCAGCCUCAUAUAGGAUCAACGCUCAUACGAUUUUUGAAAGGGGACAUCACUACCUAUACCCACCUUCUUGAUCACAUUGAAGCUUAUAUUAUGUGUAAGUUUUUUUUUUGGUUGAACUUUAACCAUUUCGAGAAAUUCUAAAAGUCACCUGCUAUUAUUUUAGUGUUACAUAAUUUCUAUUAUUAAAUCAUUUCUGUGCUUAUCCCAGACAUUAGAAACAUUAGAAAUCCCAUUCUAAACAAAAUUGAAGAAACUCUUCAAGCUAUGCAUAUUGAAUUUAACUAUUUAUAAGAGUGUUGGACAGCAAUAAAGCUUUAAAAUAGAUUAAUUAGCCACAAACAAUUUGUGUCAAUUUAACAAUAUAUGUUAAGCUUUAAUAAUAAUUUUACAUAAUACACAAGUAAACGUUUCGGCACAUGCCUUCAUCAGUAUAAAAACAAAACGUUUAAAUAAGUAUAUAUUAAAUUUACAUUUAUAUAUAUAUAUAUAUAUAUAUAUAUAUAUAUAUAUAUAUAUAUAUGUGUAUCAUAUAGAAAAAAAAAAAAAAAAAUAAGAGUGUGUGCAAAACACAGACAGAAACAAAACGUUUCGGCACAUGCCUUCAUCAGUAUAAAAACAAAACGUUUAAAUAAGUAUAUAUUAAAUUUACAUUUAUAUAUAUAUAUAUAUAUAUAUAUAUAUAUAUAUAUAAAUGUGAAUCCUAUAGAAAAAAAUGGAAAAAAAUAGGAGUGGGUGCAAAACCCAGGCAGAAACAAAGUAAGGACGAAUGGAAAGGAAGUGAUUUGAAGUAAAAUGUAAAAAACCGAACAGGAAAAAGACACAGCAGCUAUGUAAAAUUAUGGAUUUGGUUUAUACUGUAUGGAGUCAAAAAACCAAAUCUUGUUAUUAAUUUAUUCUCCAUAUAAAUCCUAUCUGGUGUGUUACUAGUAUACAGUAUACGAGUAACUGCAAUGUCUAAAAUUGCAUCAUGGUUAGUGAAAUUGACAUGUUUGGAGACUGGACAAAGAGCUUGUUUAUUUAGGUGUUCUCGAAACCGGUCUCCAUGGCGACGACCUGUCUCUCCUACAUAUAGUUUACCGCACUUUUUACAAAGGAUGGUGUUAAUCACGUGCGACUUGUACAAGUAAAGCCAUCUUUUACUCUGAUUAUUUCCAGAGGGAAAGGGAUCUUGUCAACUUCAAUCACAUAGGGACAUGUGUUACAAUGGCUACGGUUGCAAAUUUUGGUGCCUUUAUGUCCUUUAAUAGGAGGAAGGUGGCUUCUAACUAGCAUGUCCCUAAGGCUCUUGUCCCUCCGGAAAGUGAAAAGAGGAGGUUUUCUGAAAAUCUCAUUGGUGACAGGGUCUGCCAUAAGAAUUGAGCGGCUUUUCAGAACCAGAAAACAAGCUUUAAGGUUAUGGGGAUGAAAAGUUAAAAUAAAUUUAGACCUCUCCCUAGCGUCAGAAUGAGAGCUUUAAAAGAAUCCUGUCUAGUCAUACCUUCAACUCAAGUGACAGCUGCUUUUAAAAUUUGCUCAGGAUAUAACUGGCGUUGGAAAAAAUACAACAUUUCAGCCGUCUUUUCCCAAAAAUCCUCAUCAUUGAUACAGACUUGUUGGCAUACAAUAUUUAAAAAAAAAAAUUUUUUUUAGAAAGUAUUUAGAAUAUUUUGCCAACAUAUCUAAUAAUUUAUUCAUGUAAUGUAAUGAUACACAAUUUGUGAUCAAAGUUUCAUUAAUAAUAAAGGUUGUCAUAAUUGAGUAUUAUCAAUCAUAACUGAUAUAUAAUUGCCUAAUUUGCUGACUUACCUAAAUUGAUUUGAUUUCACUUUUAGAUUAUGAAAAUGAACUUCAGGUAGGAGAUCGAUACAAAGACUGCAAUGAGAUCAGAAAACGUCGUACUGAUGAACUGGACAAAGUUUGUGUUUUUGAUCCUAUUGUUCUUGGAGGCGAUUGUGUGAAGCAGCAGAACUAUGGAUUUGAUGAUGGUCAGCCAUGUAUCCUGCUCAAAUUGAAUAAGGUUUGGCUCUUUAACAGAUUAGCAUUGUCAGUUUAAUUAGCAAUCGAUUACUUUUCUGACACGUGUAAAAAAAAUAAAUAUAUUUUUUCUUUGCCUCACAACAGCAUGUCUGAUAAUCUACAUUACUACCAUGUCUUUGGGGAUGAAGCGUGUUUUUGAAAUGAACUUUAUUAUUAUUAUUAUUUAUGUCUACCUAAAAUAAAUAUAAUGAGAAGAUUCUAGAAAGUUUAUAAUACUAUUUAAAUUAUACUGUUAUUUAUAUCUCCCACUUCAUGCUGUUAAUAUUCAAUGAUUUCAGAAUUUAAAAAAAAAGAAUAGACUUUUAUUCUUUGUUUGCACAUGAUGUGUUAUAACAGUAAAUUAUAUUUUCAUGUUCUCUGAGGAAAAAAACCUCCAAGAUUCUUGUACUUGAUCAUCCAAAGGGAUAUGCUUAUGAUUUAUCAUUAUUAUUGUUUGUCGGCAUCCAUAGUUCAUAAUCCAAUUUCUUUUGUGGGAAAGCUAUUAACUAUAAUAUUAUUUACACCAAGAUGGCUUUAAACUUUAACAGAUAUUUGAUUGGGUGCCGGAAGAGUAUACACCAGAAACAGUACCGGCGUUGAUCAAAGAUAAUUGGGAUGAAAAUGAUCCUUGGUGGAUACAUGUGCGUUGUGAUGGUGAUGUAAGUAAUUAUUGAAUAUUUAGAAUGUAGAAAUAGUAAUUUUUCCAACUGAAUGCAUGCUUUAUUACAAGAUGGGUGUAUAUGUAAUAAAUACAUAAUAUAUAAAUAUAAUAUGUAUAUACACAUGGAUUGAUUAAUACCCUUGGCUGGAGGAACUUGAAAUUGUCCCCAUAAUGAUUUCAAUAUGUGGUUCCCAUUUAAAACAUUCAAUUUUCCAAUACAACUUUAAGGAAUUGCAACCUUACUAUCAACCCCAUUCCUCAUCUGUGUGUUAAUUUAGCAUACAUUCGCGAUAGUGAUAGUAUUCUAUCAGUUACUUCUCUCAUGACAAAAUAUGAAGAUUUUUAUUAUGAGAUACUCCAUAACAGUUUAUAUACAAAACAAUAAAUUGAUCCUGUUGAUCUAUCCAUCCUUGGGGCACUGCAGCCCAUUUAGGGCUUUGGCCUGCCUCACCACUCCCUUCCACUCAGACCUAUCUGAUGAUUUUCUUUUCCAUGCUUGGAUUCCCAACUGCUGAAGAUCUUUUUCCUCAUCAUCCAUCCAUCUAAGCCUAGGUCUGCCUUUGAGCUGUUUUCCUCUGGCGUUUUGAUGGUGCACCCUCUUCACUCCUCUGUUAUUUGGCAUUCUUUCUUAGUGUCCCACCCAGCAUAGCCUGCCUUUUCUUUAUUUCUGCUACUAGCCUGGGAUCCUGAUGUAGUCUAUUAAAUUCCUGGUUGGUUUGUAAUCUCCAUCCUGAUAAUUGCCUAAUUUACUGUUUAUUCAUCCUUUUUUGGUCUAUAAACUUUUUGGACAUCCUGUUGAUGGGCAAUAAAAUAAACACUCUAUCUUGAAAUCCUCACCAUGUUCCGAUGAAGCAUUUCUCUGAGCAGUAUAUUCUAGGCUUGCUACUACAUAAACUGAAAUGACUGUAAGACUUGUCAAAUGGCCUGCAGUGUUGUUAAGUCUUUCAGACCAUGAGCAAUCAAUAAACUACAUCAUUGACAGACAACUCAAGCCACAACCCUGGAUCUUUCACUAAAUUUACUUCAUAUAUUGCAGAACGAAUCAUUUCACUAUUAUUACCUUGUUCACUACAUUACAUUUGCUGCACUUCUUUCUACUCUUCAAUCAACAUUUGCAGUCAAGGUAUCAAAGAAGAGAGUUCAUGAUAUGGGAGAAAUAAAACUAGUUUUCGAAAGCUUCCCCCUUUAACAAACGUAAAACUUGUGAAUCGCAUUAUAAUAUUAAUAUCCAUAAUUGUGGCCUAUCAAUUUAGCCAUAGAAGCAGCAAUCGAUCAUCUGCCCUCAUGACAGCUCAUGGGUUGAAAAGUCUUGAUAUUUUUCUGGAUAUUUUGUGGUGCCCCUUUUUCCUGGUGCCCUAAGCACAUACUUGUAUUGCUUAAAGGUUACUCCUUUAUUUUUUAAAGGUCAAUCAUAAGCUAAUAGCCAAUCAUUUUUUAACAAUAAAUUAAAUUUAAAAAAUGUUUUGAUUCCAAAAUGUUAGCCUACAUGACUGCACAAUGUUUUUUUUUUAGGAUGAUGCCACAAGAGAAAACAUGGGAGAUCUUUCCUACUUCCCUCAGCAAGGAUUUCACUUUAAGUAUUUCCCUUUCCGCAACCAGCAAGGAUACAGAUCUCCACUUAUGUUUUUGCGUUUUGAAAACCCCCAUCCUGGGAUUCUUCUUAUGAUGACUUGUCGAGCUUUUGCCAGAAACAUUAUUCAUGAUCGAGUGGAGCAAGUUGGUCAGGUCCAUUUUGAGCUUAUUGUAGAUUAAUCCAAGCCACUGGUGUCACCAUUUCAAAUUUGUAUAUAAUUAUAUGUUGAUCUUUUUUUAUUUAAAGAGUUAAAAUUGUAAUCAAAGAUUGUAUCAGAAACCCAUUUCCUAUUCAUUAAUAAGAAAUAAAUUUAUUUUGAUAAUUUAUUCAAGCCCUAGUUUUGAAAGACAUUUGUUAUUCAAGGCCCAUUAAAACCAAUGCCUUAAAUGAAUAUUAGUGAACAAAUAAAAUACUUAUCAUUCUUAUAUUAACUUGUACGUGUUAAAAUUUUUUGGCACUCUGUGCCCAGAUUGAUUGAUUUGUCUUAGAAUGUUUCUUGGUGAUCUACAAGUACAAUUUUUACAGUCAUGUGCAUGUAUUUUCCUUGUAUUAUUAUUGCUGUACAUGAGAGUUUAGUUAUUUUUUUGGACAGUAGGGGUGGGCAAACUGUGGCCUGACAACUGAUAUUAUGCCGCCCUCGAGGGCAUUUAAAAAGAAAAAUUUUGUUUCUUUUUAAAGUUAUUUUGUUGAAUUUUACAGAAUGUCAUUUACCGUUAUGAUUAUUUGAAAAUUUUUUAAUGAAAUUUCUUUCUAAUUUUCUUUGUAAACUGUCCUUUACAUUAGAAAUCAACAUUAGUAGUGACUAUAAUCGGUUUGUAUCUAAAUAAAAGCCAUUGAUAGAUAACAAUUUUUCAUUAUAAUAAAAAUUUGUAAAAUCUUGUAGACAAAUUAGUAAAAGUUUGUGUCCACAUUGUAAAAUAAAAAUUUAAGUGUAUAAGUAAAAAAAAUCGCAAUAAUUGGUUAUUUAUAAUUUUAAUAAUCAAUAAAUGAGUCCUAAUGUCUUAUUAUGAUAGGUUGUUGUUACCAAAGUGGACAUAAUAUAUAAGCGGCCCCCCAAUAGCUUUACAUUUGUCAAAGUGGCCAUACGCCAAAAAGUUUGCCCACCCCUGUAUUACAGUAUUCUUUAUUGGAUUUUUUCAAACUAGUUUUUAAUUAUUAAAAAAAAACAACAACUAUGAUGCAAUAUGAAAUAGAAAAAAUGCAACCAGGGUAAAAAUAUGCAGAACAUUUACUUAACUGCUAUGUUAUGUAAAAUUAACUUAACUAUUCAUCAGAUAAUGUUGAUAUGCUGAUUUUUUAAUGCUAGUCAUUUAAUUCAUAUCAGCAUUUCUUUUGUAUUUAUUGUAUUCACCGUUAUUGUAUUCACCGUAUAACUAGUAUACUGGUUAAAGCAUAAUGUUUUACAAUUUUGUUAAUAUAUUGCCCUUAUAUAUUUUUUAUAACUGUCUGAAUGUUUAUAGUCUGUGCAUUUUCAGAGCUGCUCAAACCUUUAUUUUUAAUAAAUUAUUUUUGAAAUAUUAAAAGUGUAAUUUUUACCAUCUGUGUCACUAUAUGACAGAUUCAGGUAUUUCAUUGUUGUUCUUCAUUUGUGCAGGCAUUAGUAACAGGUGUCAAUAUUUCAGAUCCUGAGUUAUUCAAAUCUGUAUUUAAUGAGAAGCAGAUAGAGGAAAAUUAUUAUUUAAUGAAAGCUUUUAAGACUGAAAUUAUGUAUCUAUAUUUUGUUAAUCUAUAACAGGGUAUAAAAUGUUACAUUCACAUUUAUCAUUUAUUCAAGAUCUUGUAUAUUAAUUUGUAAAAAAAGCAUUUAUUUGUUAAACACUUAUCACAUUUUUAAAGAUCACAAUACAUUCCAAAUCAUUUUGUCAUAAUGUUUGUUUUUAUAAGAUACUUUCAUAUGAUGGACAUUUUUGUAUAGUUUAAAAAAUGAAAAGUAAUUAAAUUUUGGUUUUAUAAAAAUAUUUCAGUCUGCAACAGUUUAAGUAAAGUAUUGCAAUCUUUUUAUGCUUCAAUAUGAUGGAUGUAAACAGAAAAGUGUCAAAACUUGGUAGCUUAGUAGCUGUAUGGCUCAUUAACAUACCGCUGUUAUAACUAUUACGAUACAUCUUAUUUAGACAGCCCCAAAAUAACUUGUCAUCGUGAUAAUUUAAAAAAAUUAUCCUCACUUUGGCUCAUACACUGUUUUUUUACUUCUCGCUAAGAUACAUUCAAACCAUUUGGCAAUUGACAUAUGACUUAGUUCCCAUUAGGGCACAUAGGGGCUGAAGAAUCAUGGACAUUCCUUGGAAAAAGUUUUGUACUGGUACUCUUAUUAUUUUAAAUUUCCAUAUGUAAUGAGUCGUAGUGGAAUUUAAAAAAUAUGACAACCCCUUAUUACUUUAUUUCUACAAUAUUUUACUACAAAUGGUACUAGCUUUAUAUGCUUUAAUUUAUUCUUUGUUGUAAAGAUGAUAAAAGCAAAUUUUUAUGGGAGUCAAACGCUCACAGAAGAGCUUCUUCAAAUAAACUGCAUCCACGACUAGGUGGAUGUACAGAUGCUUCCCACCUUACGAACAAAAUAAGUUCGAAAUGACUAAUCAUACCCUUAAUUUGUUCAUAAAAUGUUACUUGGUUCGCUGUUAACUAUCCACAUCUCAUAAUGAUGUUGGUGAGAUAAAAUCUAUAAAUGCAAUCAAAUAAACUAAAACAAAUAAUGGGUUUUAAAUAGUACAUUAUAAAUUGAAAAUUAUAAAUUAAUAAAGAAUUCUUUACUAUACAGUACAUACUGGUAACUUGGAUUGUGGUUUUUGAGGAAUAUGCAUACGGAGGAGGCAGUUAGAGUUUUCAGGGCAAUUCCACUGUUACCAGCUCUCCAUAUGUUACAAAUUGUGGGAUCACAUUAUGCAUCAUGUAGACUCGAUUUCUAUGUUCCGUUUAUUUCCUUUUGACUUUGAACAAAUUGCACUUUGAGGACAGGUUUGUUCGUAUCUGGAAAAGUUUGCAAAAUGAAUGUUUGUAAGGUUGGGAGUAUCUGUAUAUACAAUCCAGCCACCCAUACCUCUAAUUUUAAAAGUCUUCAUUAGUAAAAACGCUUAUUGCAUAAACAUUUACCAAUCUUUAAUGGUUUAGAUUUUUAAAAAGCAAGACAUUGCUUUCAUGUGCCUUUCGUUGACUAUCUCAAAAACAUAUUUUUUCUAAAUGUUUAUUGUGCUUGUUGUUCUAAAAUCAAACUUGUAUUUAAAAACAGCAUUAAAUAUUCAGUAGUUAUAAACUAUGACCUUCAAAAUAAAGGAAUUAGAUUUUAGUACACAACAAAAA
Molecule: messenger RNA, 11346 nt
Organism: Lymnaea stagnalis (great pond snail)
Lineage: Eukaryota; Metazoa; Mollusca; Gastropoda; Lymnaeidae
Source: the annotation of a GenBank genome assembly